Messenger RNA from Anolis carolinensis (green anole), 2585 nucleotides. It is a transcript of the gene msmp, whose product is annotated as microseminoprotein, prostate associated. Bases 40 to 480 code for a protein of 146 amino acids. The transcript is spliced from 3 exons. NCBI's taxonomy places the organism in Eukaryota, Metazoa, Chordata, Lepidosauria, Squamata, Anolidae. Gene Ontology annotation, cellular component: cytoplasm. The record is from RefSeq and is a predicted model, not a curated record.
UGGAACCAGGGAGAAGGCUGAGCCCAAGGUGCCCCAGACAUGAGCCAAGCCCAGCCGAGGGGGCCGAUGGCGGGCACUGACCGGACCCUCGCCUGGGCCCUCCUGCUCUUCUCCCUCCUGGUCCAGUUGCCGCCCGACGCCCAGGGCAUCUGCUACUUCCAUGCACAAGCCCCCUGCCGCUACAAGGGGAAGCCCUUUGCCCCCGGAGAGUCCUGGAGGGGCGCCAACUGCUCCAAGUGCUUCUGCCUGGAGCCCCUCGGCGUGGGAUGCUGCGACACGAUGCAGCUCCCCGUGGACUUCCCCGAGGGCUGCCAGGUGCGCUACGACUCCCGGGCCUGCCAGGUCUCCUUGGUGCAGAAGGGCCGGCCACACCUGCCCUGCCACAACAGCCUGGAGCCCGGAUGGGGGUCCGGGCAGCCCCCCAAGCACAAGCCCCCGCUGUUGCCACCAUUGCCUGGCAAGCCAAGCCAGGGCAGGUAGAGACCCAGAGAAGAGGAGACCCUCAACGGAGACCCUCCUCACUGCGACACGGCCACUCUUCCUUCCAGUCUUUACUCACUGCUCACAAAUCUCAGAUGGAAACAUUAUGAUUAUUAUUUGAUGUGUUGUCAAAGGCUUGUUGUUAAUAUUGUCGAAGGCUUUCGUGACCGGAAUCACUGGGUUAAUGUGAGUUUUUCAGGCUGCAGGGCCAAUGUGUUCCAGUGGCAUUCUCUCCUGACGUUUUGCCUGCCUCUGUGGCUAAUGGCAUCUUCAGAGGUUGGAAGUGAGUGAAGCAAGUGGAGUGUCCAUACUCCUGGGCGGGAGGGUGAACCCUUGUCUGUUUGAAGCAAGUGUGAAUGUUGCAAUUAGCAAGCUUGAUUAGCAUUGAGGAGCCAUGAAAUUUUGGAAAGUCAAUUCGUGAUGGUAUCUGCAUAGAGGUACUGAAGCAAGCGGAGUGUAUAUAUAUCUGUGGAAUAAUGUCCAAGUUGGGAGGAAAAACCCUUGUGUGUCUGCAGCAAGUGUGGAUGGUACAAUCACCAAGCUUGAAAAGCAUUGAGGAGUCAUGAAAUUUUGCAAAGUCAAUCCAUGAGGGUAUUUGCAUAGGGGUAGCCUGACCUCUGUUGCCUGGAGGCAUCCUCUGUUGCUGUUUGAUUGUUUGCUGUCUGGAGUUCUCCUGAUUCCGAGUCUUGAUUCUGGUGUUUUUUAAUAUAGUAGAGUCUCAGUUAUCCAACAUAAACGGGCCGGCAGAACAUUGGAUUAGUGAAAAUCUUGGAUAAUAAGGAGGAAUUAAGGAAAAGCCUAUUAAACAUCAAAUUAUGUUAUGAUUUUACAAAUUAAGCACCAAAACAUCAUGAUUUACAACAGAUGGAUAGAAAAAGCAGUUCAGUACAUGGUAUGGUUAUGAAAUAAUUACUAUAUUUAUGAAUUUAGCACCAAAAUUUUGCAAUUUAUUGAAAAAUUGACUACAAAAUAUUGACUACUAAAAGGCAAACUGCCUUGGAUAAUACAGAACCUUGGAUAAGCAGAGCUUGGAUAAGUGAGACUCUACUGUACCAGAAAACAGAUUUUCUUCAUUUAUAUGGUCUCCCUCCUUUCUGGUGAAAUUGUCCACAUGCUUCCUGUGGAUUCCCAGAGAAUGCCCCCAGGCAACAGAGGACAGGCUAACUCUAUGCAGCCCCCAGUGGUGCAGUGGGUUGGCAGUUUGAAUCCGGGGAACGGGGUGAGCACAUGCUGCUAGCCCCAGCUUUUGCCAACCUAGCAGUUCGAAAACAUGUAAAUGUGAGUAGAUUAAUAGGUACCACUAUGGCGGGAAAGUAACAGCGCUCCAUGCAGCCAUGUCAGUGGCCACAUGACCUAGGAGGUGUCAAUGGACAACGCUGGCUCUUCAGCUUAGAAAUGGAGAUGAGCAACAACCCACAGAGGAUGCCCUCAGUCAACAGAAGCCAGGCUGCCUCUAUGCAGACACCCUCACUGGUUGACUUUGCAGCUGCAGAAAGCUACUCAAUGCUACUCAAGCUUGCUAAUUGUAACAUCCACACUUGCUUUAACAAGACAAGGAUUUUUCCUCCCACUCUGGACAUUAUUCCACAGGUAUGUAUACACUCCACUUGCCUCACUGCCAACAAACCUCUGAAGAUGCCAUUAGCCACAGGUGCAGGUGAAACGUCAGGAGAGAAUGCUGCUGGAGCAUGGCCUUAGAGCCCAGAAAAAUCACAGCAACCAACCAUUAUUAUUAUUGUUAUUGUUGUCUCCAGGAAUGCUGCUCUUUAGGGUCCGAGGCCAAAAUGUGCAAGACCCUUGCGUGGGUUGAGACAUUGGGUUGGGGGGCAAGGGGAGGGGUGCCACUCAGGGUCCCUUUGCCAUGUUGUGACCGCCUUGCAAUAAACGAACCCACAAAGCUCAACAGGGCUUGUCUCUCUGCUUUGGGGAACCACGAGAGAAAGUGGCGCCAAGGGGCUCAAGGGGAAUGAACGCAAGCCCCUUCCCACCAUUAUGGCAAAGGCAGGCAGGAGGGGUGGGGUCCUGGCCGCUGGCUCUCUUUAAGGGUUUAUUCUACUCUAUGUAGUUUUUUUGUAUUGUAUUUCAUUUGUAUUAUUUAUGUUGUG